CGGGGAUGUUCCCGUGUGUGCGCAGUGAAUAGUAAAAGCGAAAUACCUGAUGACUCUUUGAAGCUUAAGAACCUUCAAGGAUAUCGCUUUUUGUCAAAAGGACAUAAUGACAAAUUCUUUCCCUAAACGAUCACAUAGUUUUAGCCCGUUUCGGAAAAAUGUAGACUUUGAUGCAGCAACGGUAGCAGUUGAGAAUUCUGAUGAUAUUACGUCCAUUACUGUUUCUAGUGAUCAUAAGAAGUCAAAGCGACGCUCAUUGAGAAUAAUAACGAAGAGUAUUGAAAACUCGAAAACCAAUAGUAUUUCUGAUACUCCAUCAAACAUGCGAGCUCGCCUGUCAUCCUUGUUCAAGGCAUUAUCACCUGUUAGUACUAAUAUUAAUACACCAUUCAAGAAUUCACAACAACGAAAUGCCCGCAAGCAACAUUGUACCAGUGGAUCAGUGGUAUCUUCACACUCGAAUAUCUCUUCCUUUUCAGCAUAUAACUGCUCAUCGAUUGAGAGACAUCAUGUGCAUGAUAAAAUUGAAGUACUGCGUGAUGGUACGUUAUCUUCUUUGGAAAGCGCGCCUGACCUGAUAAGCCAACCAAAGUCAUUCGCAGUUUACGAUUCUUCGUCUUCUGGCUACGAUAACUCCUCCUUUUCAUCAGCAUCAGAUCACAUACCAGCUUCUUUAGACGAUGGAAUCAUUCCUACGACUACUCUUAUACCCCAUGGAUUCACUACGAAAGAGUAUAAUGAACGUAAAAGAAAGCAAGAAGGACAAGCUAAUUUCGCUGACAAAGACACCGAUAUGAUGAAUAAUCGAAUUUCAAUAAACGCCACAACAUUCUCGCCUCCACCCUUGCCGGCUCACAGACAUUCUUUAUCGUUUAACAUCAAUCAAAUAUUAGGAUCUGCCUUGAAAGAAACUGAUGAAGAAAUAGAAAAGGACUGGGAGAAGAGUCGAAGACUACUACGUCAGUCUUUAACACUACCCUUAACUUACAAUGAACGAUUACGGUUAUAAAAAUAGUUCCUGGUUCCUGGUGUGAACCCAAAAAAAAGGGACUUUUACGUGUAACAAUAACUCAAGAUUUAGCCGAAUCAUACCCUUAACUCCAAAAGAAGUUUUUUAUACCGAAACACAGAUUGCAGAAAUCUACAGAUUU
Messenger RNA from Mycotypha africana, 1151 nucleotides. RefSeq lists its product as uncharacterized. Bases 107 to 1009 code for a protein of 300 amino acids. NCBI's taxonomy places the organism in Eukaryota, Fungi, Mucoromycota, Mucoromycetes, Mucorales, Mycotyphaceae. The transcript has 2 exons. The record is from RefSeq and is a predicted model, not a curated record.